Molecule: messenger RNA, 567 nt
Organism: Pocillopora verrucosa
Lineage: Eukaryota; Metazoa; Cnidaria; Anthozoa; Scleractinia; Pocilloporidae
Source: RefSeq, a predicted model, not a curated record
AUGGCAACGAAAGCAAAGGAGUAUGUUUCAAAAUUUGGCGGAAUAAAUAUUACCAAUAGGACUUCCAUGAAGGAGGCUGUAACUGUGUUUGAAGAUUUCAUCACAAAAAUCAAGAACGUCUCAAAAGACAAGGCCGGCAUGGAAGAGGUUAAAACACUGAAAAAAUCCAUCUUUGAGGUGGCAGAGGCCGUCGAGAAAUUUGCUCUUAACUAUGGCAAGCGACACCUUAGUGCAGGGAAGCCUUCAAAAAGGAUCGUUUCCCCAAAAAUGGUAUUGGCCAUUCAAAAGGCCUAUCGCCAGAAUAAAAGUGGUUUCCACUUUGAGGAACAACAAUGGCAAGCGAGAAUCGAUAUUGCUUCUUCAAAUUUUGAGGAAAAUGGAUCAUUGGUAGUUGCGUUUGUGUACAAGGAUCUGCAUGACCUACUUCUGACAGAUCAAGCCAUCAGGAGUGAAACAGACAACCAAAGGUAUAUCAACUCCAGGAUAAUGGCCGUUACUAUGGACCCCAAGCCAGAGACAUUGAGAGAAAAUGUCACCCUAAGGUUCAAAAACCUAAAGGUAACAUGA